This is a messenger RNA of Oikopleura dioica, 1326 nucleotides long. Lineage: Eukaryota; Metazoa; Chordata; Appendicularia; Copelata; Oikopleuridae. The record is from the annotation of a GenBank genome assembly.
AUGCGAGGACUCAAAAAAUUAAUUCCGACAAAAUCAGAAACUUUCAGAAAAGUGGAAGCAGCAGGCAAAAAAGUGGUCAAGCCUCUGCAUAAAAGCAUACACGCCUCGAUUGUACUUAUAAUAUUUCUCAACUCGUGCUUCAUAUCUGACUUUUUGGUGGGCGAACAAGAACCUACUCGCAUGCUGUUUUUCAAGCGCAAUACAAGACCAAGAUGGCUUUUAGACUUUCUGAAAAGAAACUUUUACUUCAACGACACCAAAACCGCGUUGAUAAUGACAGUGAGGCUGAUCUUCUCCAGUCUGCUAAAAGACUUUAUUCUGCUGAUCUUUGGGCAGGGCGAUAUCCGCGAACGGGUGCGCAAGCUGCCGGAAAUUCUCGAUGAGCAGAAGGUCGUCGAUUCUUACAUUGAUAAACCAGGAUCAAGAAUGAGGAAGAAAAAACAAGCUAUUCGGGAAGCUCAAGAAAAACUGAACAUGAAAGUGCUCUCCGACUCGGAAUUCGAAACCGAGCACACCUUCCUCUACCGCUCGGCCAUUCCAGCCGUCGACAUGACCCUCGAUGCUGGCCAGUUCGUUGCGAAAACGACCAAGACGUUUUCCGAUCAAGCGCUGGAUUUUUCGAUCAAAGUGGCGAAGAAAAUAGCUCAAGUGAUUUGGACCGUUUUUCGCGUGGCGAUUAUUUCUUGCUCCAGUGUCGCGGUUUUGGUUUUGUACACGAUUCAGCUCGUUAUUCGGAUUAUUUCAAUUGUUUAUGACAUCAUCGAGUCGCUCCUCCGCUACAUCCGAAACUUCACCUCCGAUCUAUCCCUCGUCGCACUGCACAUCAUCAAAGCCGUCACAGGCGACAACGUCUCCCUCGUCCAGAGUUCCGAAAAACUCCCUCCUUCUGCCCGAAGAUUCAGCAACGCGAAAAGCUCUUCUACCGAGCCCGACUCGACCGAUAGUGAAGGAGAAGUGGAAAAUUACGAACCGUCUUUGGUCAAAGAAAUUUCGAAAGGAGUCAUUUCAUAUUUUCAAGGAAGCGAAAAAGGAGAUGAUGAGGCAAAAGAAGCCCCAGCAGAAAACGAAGUUAUAAACGAUAACGCUUCCUUAUCAUCAAUUUCCGAGGUCGACGGACCCGCCCUAGCUACCGGCCAUUUGCCUGGGGUCGGCACUCAACACCAAAAUCUCGACCAUUUGCCUCCAACCGUCGGCCAGCAGGUCUUAUCUGGAUCCGAAAGUGAAAGCUCAGCCAUCAAAAUGCUUUUGCGCGAAUUGCGAAGAAGAGAAGAAGAACGAGUGAGCCAAGAGCUUGCAAAGAAGCCUUUGCAUAAUUACUUUGGAUAA